Syzygium oleosum is the source of this 2629-nucleotide messenger RNA. RefSeq names its product methylcrotonoyl-CoA carboxylase subunit alpha, mitochondrial. The coding region runs from base 31 to 2262 and encodes 743 amino acids. The transcript has 16 exons. NCBI's taxonomy places the organism in Eukaryota, Viridiplantae, Streptophyta, Magnoliopsida, Myrtales, Myrtaceae. The record is from RefSeq and is a predicted model, not a curated record. Gene Ontology annotation, molecular function: methylcrotonoyl-CoA carboxylase activity; metal ion binding; ATP binding. Gene Ontology annotation, cellular component: mitochondrion.
AGACGCUAUUCUCUCUCUCUCUCUCUAAUCAUGCCUUCUUCGAUGGCGUUGCUGAUCCUCCGACGCAACCUCCAUGGCCGAACCUCCUCCCUCCUCCUCCGCGCGAGGCUCUUCUCCCAUUCGCCGGCGGCGGCGGCGGCUGCUGCGAAGCAGCGGGCCUCGAAGCCGAAGCCCGUCGAGAAGAUACUGGUCGCGAACCGGGGCGAGAUAGCUUGCAGGAUCAUGAGGACGGCGAGGAGGCUGGGGAUCCGGACCGUCGCCGUUUACAGCGACGCCGACGCCGGCGCUCUCCACGUCAGGUCCGCCGACGAGGCCGUCCGCAUCGGCCCCGCUCCGGCUCGCCUCAGCUACCUCGGUGGAGCGUCCAUCGUCGAGGCCGCUCUUCGCACCGGUGCUCAGGCUAUCCACCCUGGAUAUGGUUUUCUGUCAGAGUCAGCUGAAUUUGCUCAGCUCUGUGAAGAAAAUGGCCUCACUUUUAUUGGUCCUCCUGCAUCAGCUAUUAGAGACAUGGGUGACAAAAGUGCAUCAAAAAAGAUAAUGGGUUCUGCUGGGGUUCCGCUUGUGCCUGGGUAUCAUGGUGAUGAACAGGACAUUGACUUUAUGAGGUCGGAAGCAGAGAAGAUCGGUUAUCCCAUUUUGAUAAAACCAACACAUGGAGGUGGGGGGAAGGGUAUGAGGAUUGUUCAAAGUGCAAAUGAAUUCGUCGAGUCCUUCUUAGGAGCACAACGUGAGGCUGCUGCUUCUUUUGGCGUAGACAAGAUCUUACUGGAGAAAUAUAUCACAAGGCCAAGACAUAUAGAAGUCCAGAUAUUUGGAGACAAGUACGGGAACAUACUCCACUUAAAUGAGAGAGAUUGCAGUGUACAAAGAAGACAUCAGAAGAUUAUUGAAGAAGCUCCUGCUCCAAAUGUCUCUAGUGACUUCCGCGCCCACUUGGGUCAAGCUGCUGUUUCCGCAGCCAAGGCAGUAAAUUAUCACAAUGCUGGCACUGUGGAGUUCAUAGUUGAUACUGCUUCUGGCCAAUUUUACUUCAUGGAGAUGAAUACCCGUCUACAGGUUGAGCAUCCUGUGACCGAGAUGAUUGUCGGUCAAGACCUUGUUGAGUGGCAAAUUCGUGUUGCCAACGGUGAACCCCUUCCCAUUGAUCAGUCAGAGGUUCCAUUGUUAGGUCAUGCAUUUGAAGCCAGAAUAUAUGCUGAAAAUGUUCCUAAAGGAUUUCUUCCAGCGACUGGAGUCCUUCAUCACUAUCGUCCUGUUCCAGGCACAUCAAGUGCAGUGAGGGUCGAUACUGGAGUUGAAAAAGGAGAUGCUGUUAGCAUGCAUUAUGAUCCUAUGAUUGCGAAGCUUGUUGUAUGGGGAGAAAGCCGGAGUGCAGCGCUGGUUAAACUGAAGGAUAGCUUGUCAAAGUUUCAGGUUGCAGGCCUUCCAACCAAUAUAAAUUUUCUCAGAAAGCUUGCUAAUCAUUGGGCAUUUGAGGAUGGAAAUGUGGAAACUCAUUUCAUCGAGAACUUUAAAGAUGACCUCUUUGAUGACUCCUGUCAUGAAAAAGAGGCAUAUGAGGAGGCUAUAUAUGGUGCAGCCCUGGUUGCUGCGUGCAUUUGCAAUAAGGAACAUUCAAAUUUUAGAGAAGGAGGCAAUGGAUUAAACUCCAUAUGGUAUGGUAAUCCCCCUUUUCGAGUCAAUCACUGUGCGAAGCGUGUCUUUGAAUUUCAGUGGGAUAACGAUUAUAAUGGCACUGGCUCAAAACCGCUGGUGAUUUCUCUUACUUAUGAGGCUGAUGGGCAAUAUGAUAUCGAGGUAGAAGGAGAAGGUAAUUCCUUGGGCUUUCAUGUCAAAGCGACAUGCCUAGGCAACCAUGAUUUUAGAGUUGAAUUCGAUGGUGUCAAUGUUCAAGUUAGUUUAGCGACUUACGAGAAGGAUUUGGAUAAGCAUAUUCAUAUCUGGCACGGGUCUAAACAUCAUCAUUUCAGACAGAAACUGGGACAACCAUUGUUUGACGACGACGACAGCCAGCACAAACCCAGUUUUGAGACGGCAUCACAUCCACAGGGAACGGUAGUGGCACCAAUGGCAGGGUUAGUGGUUAAGGUCCUGGCGAAGGAUGGGAUGCGAGUGGAGGAAGGUCAACCUAUAUUGGUUUUAGAAGCAAUGAAAAUGGAGCAUGUUGUCAAAGCACAGUCUGCUGGGCACGUUCAUGGGCUUGCCGUAACUGCUGGUCAACAGGUUCCUGACGGUAGUGUUCUCUUCAGCAUCAAGGAAUAGCAUUCAGAGCAGAAGGAAUAAUUCAAAACGAACAAAUCAGUGCACGUGACAAAUUGUUACGACGACAGUGAUCGUCUGUGGCUUAGCGGCAUCGCUGCUGGUUAAAUAAGGAGAUGGUGCUCGUUUUCGACGAGGAGUGGAAGUGCUCGGUGGAACAGGAGAGGUUAGGAGGGUGGUCACUCAAUGCCGGCGGGGAAAGGUGGUCAAUUAAAUGUAUCAAACUCUAUUUGUUACAUUGUAUAUUUACGGAGCCAAAUGCGCAAAUUCUGCUCUCGUUUGUUGGUGGAAUUGAUGGGACCUGUAAAACAUGUAACAUUGUUGGGGAUUCAUUAGCGGAUGUUUCAUACAUCAGAUGGCUUUCGGCCUA